AUGACUGGUCUCAAAGGGUUCGUCAAUCUAGGCGCCACCUGUUACAUGUCUCUGAUUUUACAAACGUUCAUCCACAAUCCGUUGUUCAAAGAGUGUUUCCUCAACAAUGACUUUCACUACUUUCAUUGCGAGAAGAACAAGGCAUUUCUCAUUAGUCAACAGGUUGACGAGAACAAUGCAUGUAUCACUUGUGCUCUCGAUAACAUAUUUACGUCGUUUUACACGGCAACUCUGCACGAAGGGUUUGGACUCACCCACCUUUUACUGACAGCAUGGUACAAGAAAAAGCUGUUGGCUGGAUUCCAAGAACAAGAUGCCCAUGAGUUUUGGCAGUUCAUUUUGAACGAAUUGCACAGCGACCACGAACGGUUGGUUCGACAGCUGAAUAUCAAGCAAGAAGAGGAUAAUUCAAUUCAGAAGUGUUCUUGUGUGACCCACCGCACAUUUUUGGGUGAAUUGUCCUCAUCGAUCAAAUGUACAAGUUGUGGGAGCAUCACCAGUACCACUGAUCCGGUGCUUGACGUGUCAUUAGAAUUAAAAAAGGGGUCCACUACAUUAUACAAUUGUCUUGAUCUUUUCUGCAGAGAUGAGCCUUUGGAUGUUCCGUACACGUGUGAACUGUGUAAUGACAAGACCGAAGCCAUCAAACUGUUGCGACUCAAGCUGGUGGCUCCAGUGUUUUCCAUUCAACUUAAGCGAUUUAAACACCACCUAGACCUGAUUUCCAAGAUCGACAACCCUAUUGAGGUACCUCUCUACUUGGAGUUGGCCAAAUACUGCGAGAACCCCCAAGGAAAUUUAUUUUAUGAGCUCUUCGCCUUAGUUUGCCACACAGGGUCUGUACAUACUGGGCACUACGUGGUGAUUAUCAAAGGCGGCGAUGGGCAAUGGUACAAGUUCGAUGACAGUGUGAUCACCAUGGUGGACAAAGAGGAGGUAACGUCGACAUCAGCCUAUUUACUUUUCUACAUUCAGCGUCCACUUUAG
Molecule: messenger RNA, 987 nt
Organism: Diutina rugosa
Lineage: Eukaryota; Fungi; Ascomycota; Pichiomycetes; Serinales; Debaryomycetaceae
Product: ubiquitin-specific protease
Exons: 1
Coding region: 1-987 (328 amino acids)
Biological process (GO): protein deubiquitination
Molecular function (GO): cysteine-type deubiquitinase activity
Source: RefSeq, a predicted model, not a curated record